CGGGCAACAGCGUGAGACUCUUGUCUCAAAACAAGAACAAAAACAAAAACAAAAGAUUCUGCAUGUCUAACUAACUAGCUGCCAGAAGAUGCCGGUCCUGGCCCCUGUUUCAGGCUGGGGCCAAAGGACAGCCUGCCGGGGGAUCCGGGCCUUCACCCCCGCAGACACCCGCCCGUGGUUGCUAGAUCUACACUCGUGACAGUUCGGAAUGGCCCAGUGUGUUUGUUUCUUGCAAACAACUUAUGUUUUGAGCAUGGACCAUGUAGGCUCGCCCACCUGGUACAGAGUGUUGUUUGCCUAACAGAGGGCAGGCCCUUCAGAAUCAGGAAGUCAUGCCUGAGGAGACUGAAACUGAGGAGACAGAAACGGUGAUCUCUCUAGGAGGUCUGCAUUUAAGAAGACAAAAGGACAUUCACAAAUUGGAGAUAAUUUAAUAAGAAUGCUUUUCGGGAUUCCUGGACGCAGAAACCAGAAGUUACAGUCGAGAUUAGUUCCAACUGGAUUGUUCUCAGGCUCGGAGAGUGGUGACUUGGACUGCACCCGACACCCCACCGCCACCAGCGGCUUCUCCACCCGGCAUCGCCACCGCUGGGCCCCGGCGCGGUCUGCCCAGCCCCUGCGGCCUUCCAGAUGCCUCCGCGUGACACGCGAGCUCCGCGGUUCGGGAUGCCGGAACCAGCCAGCCGGGGCAACCUGCCCGAUUACCAGCCUUUCUCCACCACCGACCUGCGGAAUUGGAAACGCCACACCGCGUCCUACUGGGAGAAACCGCAGGCCCCCGUCGGGCCCCUGGCGUCUGCCUUCCAGACUCACCGCCCGCGUGGAAGGCUGCCGGCGACUGCCGCUGGCCCUCUGCAGCCCGAGGGCCGCGUCGCAUGGCGGCUGGACUCGGGAGUGGCUGCAGGGGCGGGGCCGGGCCGCCCGAUGUGGCGCAGUGGCCACGAGCCGCCCGAGAUUCCGCGCACCAGGCGGACAGCGGCCCUGGAGCCUGCGAGAGGCUCUUCUCCAAGGAGUGCAGGAAGGGGCCAAAAAGCCGCCCAACGUGAGCAAGGUCGCCCUAAUCACCCGGAAACCAGGGGAGCCACCGUGCGACGUGUACGAGCGCCCCUGUGAGGCGUCCGCGUAGACACACCCAUCGACCGCAGGCAGCCGGAAACCAGAGAACGGUGAGCGCAGCGUCCGCCGGGCCUCGGCCUCCCACACCCGCAGGAGCCGCGGAGACCGAAGGGCCCGCAGGCGAGCGCGUCUCGCAGUUAACGGAGGCGGCCCACCAGGUGUACGUCAACCGGGACCGCACCGCUCAGAGGGAGGAAGACCCGAGGAUGGAGAAAAAGGCCGCCCUCCUGGCAGCUGCCCUCGGUAGACCCGACCCGUCCAGGCGGCCCAGACCCCCACGAAAGGGGGAACCUGAGGACGGGCACCCCUGGCGGGAGACCAGUGUGCCAGUUGCAAGGGGUUCGGCCACUGGAACAAUGAAUGUCCCCACAAGAGAAGUCACCUGUUCCAAGGGAGGGCCCGGUUCGGGACUAUCCAACAGGAACCGGAAGCCCAGGAGCCGGUGGGGCUCGCUGGCAUUGACUCCGAGUCACGCCAACCGGGUUCCUUCACUCGUGGCCCUCGGGAACCCACGGUCAAGACGAAAGUAGGGGGCCAACAAAUGACAUUCAAGGUGGACACUGGAGCAGAACACUCGUUGUGACAACCCCCGUGGCCCUGCUUACAAAGCGGGAAACGACUAUAGUCGGAUCUACCGGGACUCGGGUAGCCAGACCCUUCUGCCAGUCCCGGGUAUGCCAACUGGGGGCCAUCAGACAAGGCACGCGGUCCUCCACACGCCAGACUGUCAGUGCCUCUCUUGGGGCGGGACCUGCUGAGCAGGUAUGAGGCAGACGCCAUCCAGAGGACCGAGGAGCUGGAGGAGGCCAAACAGGAGCAGGCGGAGAAAGAUGAGGAGCGCGCUGACCUGAGGCGCAGCCACCAGCGGGCAGUGGGGGCCCUGCAGGCCUCCUGGGUGCUGAGACCCGGCCCGCAGUGGAGCACUGAGGCUCCAGGAGAAGAUGGAGGGGGACCUCAGUGGCCUGGAGCGCAGCUGGGCCACGCUACCCGUCGGGCCACGGAGGCCCAGGCGGCUGAAUGCUGCUGCAGGCCGCGCGGAAGGAGGAGCAGGCAGGGCGGGAAGAGGAGUGGCGGCUGAGCCCCGCGAGCAGGCGCAGGCCCUGGGGCGCCGGCCGCGCAGCUGGCUUCGGAGCUGGAGGAGCCGCGGGCUGCGCGGGAGCAGGGCGAGCACAGCCGGCGGCUGGCGGAGCAGGAGAGCUGCUGGAGGCCACCGAGCGCCUCGGCCUCCUGCAUUCGCAGAACGCAGGCCUCUGAACCAGGAGACGCAGCUCGAGGCGGGGUUGGCCCGGCUGAGUGGGGAGGUGGAGGAGGCUGCCCAGGGGAGGAGGGAGGCAGAGGAGAAGGCCAAAAAGGCCAUCACCGACCGAUGCCGCCAUGAUGGCUGAGGAGCUGAAGAAGGAGCAGGACACACGUGCACACCUGGAGCGGAUGAAGA
This is a messenger RNA of Microcebus murinus (gray mouse lemur), 2551 nucleotides long. Lineage: Eukaryota; Metazoa; Chordata; Mammalia; Primates; Cheirogaleidae. The record is from RefSeq and is a predicted model, not a curated record.